Acanthopagrus latus (yellowfin seabream) is the source of this 7372-nucleotide messenger RNA. It is a transcript of the gene kif1b, whose product is annotated as kinesin family member 1B. The record is from RefSeq and is a predicted model, not a curated record. Gene Ontology annotation, biological process: microtubule-based movement. The transcript is spliced from 50 exons. Gene Ontology annotation, molecular function: ATP binding; microtubule binding; microtubule motor activity. Lineage: Eukaryota; Metazoa; Chordata; Actinopteri; Spariformes; Sparidae. The coding region runs from base 351 to 5852 and encodes 1833 amino acids.
GUAAUCUCUUCGGUAAAUCAAGGCAAUCUAUCAAUUCUCCUUUUCGCUUGUGUGCCGAUAGACGUCCGUCUGUGUCUCUACUGGAAAAUAAAGUCGUCUGGGAGGCACCGGUUGCAGCCACAGGUCCAUGCGGCGGAGGAUACCGCUAUAAUGGGUGUUUUUCACCAAAGUGGACUUAAUAACAGUUUUCGUGCUCGCGGAUUCAGAUAGGAAAAAAAAACACAACACACCUUGACGCCCGUCAGCUAACGUUAGUUCUCGCCGCUGUCCUAUGGUGUUAUCCUGGUGAGAGUCUACAAACGAGGGAUAUACAAGGUAUCUUAACAGGGACAGAGUCCUAAACCGCAACCAUGUCUGGGGCGUCUGUAAAAGUCGCCGUUCGAGUUCGGCCCUUCAACUCCAGGGAGAUGAGCAAGGACUCAAAAUGUAUCAUUCAGAUGCAAGGCAACACUACAACUAUAGCCAACCCAAAAGCCCCAAAGGAACCAGCAAAGACCUUCAGUUUUGAUUACUCCUACUGGUCACACACUUCGCCCGACGACCCCAGCUUUGCAUCACAGAACCUUGUGUACAAUGAUAUUGGCAAGGAAAUGCUGGCCCAUGCUUUUGAGGGCUACAACGUGUGCAUCUUUGCUUAUGGCCAGACAGGUGCUGGCAAAUCCUAUACCAUGAUGGGCAAGCAGGAGGAGGGGCAAGAAGGAAUCAUUCCCAUGCUCUGUGAAGAUCUAUUUGAGAAAAUCAAUGAAGACAGCAACAAAGAGGAGCUCUCCUACUCAGUAGAGGUCAGUUACAUGGAGAUUUAUUGUGAGCGGGUGCGAGAUCUGCUCAACCCUAAAAACAAAGGAAACUUACGAGUGCGAGAACACCCGCUAAUGGGUCCCUAUGUGGAGGACCUGUCCAAGCUAGCUGUCACCUCCUACACAGACAUCGCUGACCUAAUGGACGCAGGCAACAAAGCUAGAACUGUAGCUGCCACCAACAUGAAUGAGACCAGCAGUAGGUCCCACGCUGUUUUUACCAUCGUCUUCACACAAAAGAAACAUGACAGCGAAACGGACCUCUCCACAGAAAAGGUCAGUAAAAUUAGCCUGGUAGACUUGGCAGGGAGUGAACGCGCAGAUUCCACUGGAGCUAAAGGUACCAGGCUAAAGGAGGGAGCAAACAUCAACAAAUCUCUCACCACAUUAGGAAAAGUUAUCUCUGCCUUGGCUGAAGUGGAUAACUGUACCAGCAAGAGCAAGAAGAAGAAGAAGACUGACUUCAUCCCAUACAGAGACUCUGUUCUGACAUGGCUGCUGAGGGAGAACCUCGGUGGAAACUCAAGAACAGCCAUGGUAGCUGCUCUCAGUCCUGCUGAUAUCAACUAUGAUGAAACUCUCAGCACACUCCGCUAUGCCGACCGAGCUAAGAACAUCAAAUGCAAUGCUGUCAUCAAUGAGGAUCCCAACAACAAGCUGGUGCGUGACCUGAAGGAUGAGGUAUCUCGACUGAAGGAGCUGCUCCGUGCCCAGGGCCUGGGAGACAUCCUGGACAUUGAUCCUAUGGGGGAUGAUUGCCCAGGAAGUGGAAUCAAAUACCUCAAAGACAUUCAGAACAAUAAGCAUAGAUACUUGAUAGCAUCAGAGAACCAACGCCCUGGCCAUUUCUCCACAGCCCCUAUUGGUUCCCUGACAGCCUCUCCGUCCUCUGGCUCGCUGUGCAGCCAGGUGGGCCUUCAGUCAGUCACCAGCAUCCAGGAGCGCAUCAUGUCAACCCCUGGAGGAGAGGAGGCUAUCGAAAGACUCAAGGAAUCAGAAAAGAUCAUUGCAGAGCUCAAUGAAACCUGGGAAGAGAAACUGCGAAAGACAGAGGCAAUCCGCAUGGAGAGGGAGGCCUUGCUUGCAGAGAUGGGUGUGGCAAUCCGUGAAGAUGGAGGCACUUUGGGGGUCUUCUCUCCUAAAAAGACUCCGCACCUGGUUAACCUGAAUGAGGAUCCUCUCAUGUCAGAGUGUCUGCUCUACUACAUCAAAGACGGAAUUACAAGGGUGGGUCAGGCUGACGCUGAAAGACGACAGGACAUUGUUUUAAGUGGCGCUCAUAUCAGGGAAGAGCACUGCAUCUUCCGCAGCGAGAGGAAUGCCAACGGAGAUGUUAUUGUCAUGCUGGUGCCUUGUGAGAGAUCAGAAACCUACGUCAACGGCAAGCGUGUGGAGGAUGCAAUCCAGCUUCGUUCAGGUAACCGCAUCAUAAUGGGAAAGAACCACGUGUUCCGGUUCAACCACCCAGAACAGGCCCGAGCUGAAAGGGAGAAGACGCCGUCUGCUGAAACCCCUGUGGAGCCGGUGGAUUGGACCUUUGCACAGAGAGAACUUCUGGAGAAGCAGGGCAUUGACAUGAAGCAGGAGAUGGAGAAACGGCUCACUGAGAUGGAAAUCUUGUACAAAAAAGAGAAGGAAGAAGCAGACCAACUACUGGAGCAACAGCGAUUGGUGUACGAGAGCAAAUUGCAGGAGCUUCAGAAACAGGUGGAGACUAUUUCUCUGGUAGCUGAGACGCCUGAUGAAGAAGAGUUGGAGGAGGAGGAGGAAGAGGAAGAGCCCAAACUACUGGGAAUGCCGUGGACUCAGCACGAGUUUGAGUUGGCUCAGUGGGCCUUCAGGAAGUGGAGGUACCAUCAGUUCACCUCCCUCCGUGACCAGCUCUGGGGAAAUGCCGUCUACCUGAAGGAGGCCAAUGCCAUCAGUGUGGAGCUUAAGAAGAAAGUCCAGUUCCAGUUUGUCCUGCUGACAGACACGCUUUACUCUCCGCUGCCUCCUGAACUACUGUCACCAGAACCGGAGAAAGAGCGCGACACCAGGCCUUUCCCCCGCACCGUGGUGGCCGUCGAGGUUCAGGACCUCAAGAAUGGGGCCACGCACUACUGGUCCCUGGAUAAACUUAAGCAGAGGCUGGACCAGAUGAGAGAGAUGUAUGACCGUGCUGGAGAAAUGGCUUCCGCUAACCAGGAGGAGGGGGAGGGCACACUGACAGGAAAUGACCCCUUCUACGACCGCUUCCAUUGGUUCAAACUUGUAGGGAGCACCCCCAUCUUCCACGGUUGCGUCAACGAGCGCCUUGCUGAUCGCACGCCCUCGCCUACCUUCUCCACCACGGACUCGGAGAUCACAGAGCUGGCCGACGAACGCCAGAGCGAGAUGUCCGACUUGAUCGACGACGAGGCGUUUGUGGACGACACCAGCUCGGAUGCCGGCACCGAGGAGGGCUCGGACAUCUUCAGCGACGGCCAGGACCCGUUUUAUGACCGCUCCCCCUGGUUCAUCCUGGUGGGAAGAGCCUUCGUGUACCUGAGCAACCUGCUAUACCCCGUGCCACUGGUGCACCGUGUUGCCAUAGUAACAGAGAAGGGCGAGGUGCGUGGUUUCCUGCGCGUGGGGGUUCAGGCUAUAGCUGCUGACGAGGAGGCUCCAGACUACGGGUCAGGAGUUAGACAGUCGGGAACUGCAAAGAUCUCCUUUGAUGAUGAAUACUUCAAAAAGAAUGACUUUCCCUCCACUGUUAUGACCCGCUCCGGCUUGUCCCUGGAAGAGCUGCGCAUCGUAGAGGGUCAGGGUCAGAGUUCAGAGGUCAUCACACCCUCAGAGGAGCUCAACAGAAUCAAUGACAUGGACCUCAAGCUGGGUAACGUCGCAGAGACCAAGCUGAGUCUUGGUGACGACCUGGCAGGUCAGCUGGAGGUUGGCAGCAUCUUUACCUUCCGUGUUACGGUGCUGCAGGCCAGUGGCAUCCCGCCGGAGUACGCAGAUAUCUUCUGCCAGUUCAAUUUCCUACAUCGUCAUGAUGAGGCUUUUUCCACUGAGCCUCUGAAAAACACUGGCAAAGGAUCUCCUCUGGGCUUCUACCACGUCCAGAACAUUUCCGUUGAGGUCACGGAGUCCUUCAUCGAGUACAUCAAGAGCAAGCCCAUCGUGUUUGAAGUGUUUGGCCACUACCAGCAACACCCGCUGCAUGUUCACGGCCAGGAACUGAUCAGUCCUCCAACACCGUCAAGGAAGUAUUAUCCAAUCCCCAUGCCUCUGUCUAAACCAGUUCCAGCCACCAAGCUGAACACUAUCACAAAGUCCAACCUGGGUCAGUGCGUCAGCAAGUACGACCUACUGGUCUGGUUUGAGAUCAGCGAGCUGGAGCCGACUGGAGAGUACAUCCCAGCUGUAGUGGAUCACAGCGGCGGUCUGCCUUGCCAUGGCACCUACCUCCUGCACCAGGGGAUCCAGCGGAGGAUCACGGUGACUCUCAUCCACGAGAAGGGAAGCGAGCUCCACUGGAAGGACGUUCGCGAGCUGGUCGUGGGUCGCAUCAGGAACAAGGCUGAGGUGGACGAUAGCGCUGCCGAUGCGGUCCUGUCCCUCAACAUAAUUUCUGCCAAGAACAUCAAGUCGUCCCACAACUCCAACAGGACUUUCUAUCGCUUUGAGGCGGUGUGGGACAGCUCUCUGCACAACUCCCUCCUGCUCAAUCGAGUCACUCCGUAUGGAGAGAAGAUCUACAUGACCCUGUCUGCAUAUCUGGAGCUGGACCAUUGCAUCCAACCUGCUAUUAUUACCAAAGACAUCUGCAUGGUCUUCUACUCCCGAGAUGCAAAGAUUUCCCCUCCCCGUUCCCUCAGGAACCUCUUUGGGAGUGGAUACUCCAAAACUCCAGACUGCAAUCGGGUCACUGGCAUCUACGAGCUGAGCUUGUGUAAGAUGUCCGACACUGGAAGCCCAGGGAUGCAGCGGAGGAGGAGGAAGGUCCUGGACACAUCGGUGGCUUACGUGCGUGGAGAGGAGAACCUGGCCGGCUGGAGGCCCAGAGGAGACAGUCUCAUCCUAGAGCACCAGUGGGAACUUGAGAAAAUGGAGCAGCUGCAUGAGGUGGAGAAAACCCGUCACCUGCUGCUGCUGAGGGAGAAGCUUGGCGAUGCAGCUCCAGUGGGACCAGCACCCACCACCAAGUCCCUGAGUGAGUCCCUGUCCCCCAGCAUGAGCUCGGACACCCUCUCCACAUCCACCUCCAUCUCCUCACAGAUCUCCAGCACCACCUUUGAGAGCGCCAUCACGCCCAGCGAGAGCAGCGGCUAUGACUCCGCUGACAUCGAGAGCCUGGUGGAUCGGGAGAAGGAGCUGGCUACUAAGUGCCUGCGCCUCCUCACACACACCUUCAACAGUGAAUAUAACCAGGUGGUCAACAGUAUCAGUGACUGCAAGCUAUCCGACAUCUCACCAAUGGGGCGUGACCCGUCCGUGACCAGCUUCAGCAGCGCCACCCUCACUCCCUCCUCCACCUGCCCUUCUCUGUCUGACUCCCGCUGUGGUUCCCUGGACCAGAAGACCCCAGAGAACAGCUCCCGUGCCUCCAGUCCCUCCUGCUCAGACUAUGAGAACUUCCCGAUGGUUCCCACUCUGGAGACUUCCUACCUAGCACGGGCUGGAAAGAACGAGUUCCUCAACUUGGUGCCUGAUAUUGAAGAAAUGCGGCCAGGAUCGGUAGUAUCCAAGAAAGGUUUCCUAAGUUUCAUGGAGCCACGUUCCAACUCAUGGGUGAAGCACUUUGUCGUUGUGCGCCGGCCCUACGUAUUUAUCUACAACAGUGACAAGGACCCUGUGGAGCGGGGCGUCCUCAAUCUCUCCACAGCGCAGGUGGAGUACAGUGAAGACCAGCAGGCCAUGCUCAAGACUCCGAACACAUUUGCUGUGUGCACAAAACAUCGAGGAAUCCUCCUGCAGGCCAACAACGAGAAAGACAUGAAUGACUGGCUGUAUGCGUUUAACCCUCUGCUAGCAGGAACGAUAAGAUCUAAGCUGGCGAGGAGGCGCAGCGGUCUGAUGAAGAACUGAGUCGAGCGGCACACAGGAACCCACGGCUUCCAGUCUUUGUGGAAAGCCUUUGAACAUACCAAGUGUUAACACUUAUUAAUCAUUGUGAUUCUUGACAGUUUUCUCUUGUAAGUAGACUUGUGGCUUAAGUCUCCUUUCAUGCGACUAAAAGUUUCAGUUCCAGAGGAAUUUGCCUCCCCUCCCUCUCCCUCCAACAACCCUCAGCCCAACUUCACAUCCCUCCUCUCUAUUCCUCUUCCCUUCCUCCUCCUCCUCCUCCUCAGCUUAUUGUGUUUUUGUUUUUAUGACAAUGUUUGAGUCUUUUUCUUCCGCUUUGUUGUCAUUCCCCUAACUCCCGAACUAGUAGCAUGUCGUAAUAGUCUACUUGUGUGUGCACGAUUCUUCAAAAACUGUUCUUUCAGGCCACUAAUUUUCAGUUUGCCAAUCAUCUGUAAAAAAUAUUGUCUCUAUCAGUGUUAUUUGUCUCCAGAGAAGAGUUUUAUUUUCUUUUUUAUAUGCCCGCAUGAUAACUGCAGCAGUCCUCAGGAGAAGACCAGAUUUGCUUACCGAAAAAAAAAAAAAAGAAGAAACAAAUCAGAUAAGCUACAGUUGAAAAACCAUGAAGGGAAAAUAGACAUCGGUUUAUGUUGUGCUACACAAAGCAAGGCUACUUCAAGAUCUAUUGCUGCUAAUGAAUUCAUAGGCUUUUCCUCUCUCAAUGAGAUUUGCAUCGGGCCGCUGCCUCCAGCUCCGCCUCCACAGCCUCCUAAACGGCCUUUAGAAACAAAAGUCUGAGAAAUUUGUCCCAGCUCAGCCAGACACAAGGGUUUACACUGUCAUCCGUGUGAUAUUAAGAUCCCACUCCUCAGCCCGUGUACAUACACCCACUCAAACUCCCCCAAUAGUGCCGUGAGUCAGUCAGUGAGUGAUCAUGCAUUUGUGUCAACGUCAAAAACAUGUUAACUGAAGAAACAUGCAAAAAUAAAUGAUUAUUUCAUAUCUCAGCAGUGAAAAACAUGACGAUGGAUUAUCCCUACAGGAGUGGAUAAUUUCUGUGCUAUUUCAUCUCAAGAAAAACGAUGAUGAGGAGGAAAACAGACACGAUUUGUACAAGGUCUGUUGUGGGAUCAGUGUAGUAGUUAGCUCUCAUUUAAGACAUUCCUCUCAGCUCUACCGCAGUUUUUCCUCGAACAAAAGUGUUGAGCCUCAGACCUCAACAUUCGCUGAUAUUUGUUUAUAAAUCACAUACGUGUGAUGUUGAAGAAAAAUAGAACAAAAAGAUGGUGAAAAGUGAGGAAGGAGAAGGAAAGAGAAUGAAGUUGCAUCGCUUUAGCCUUGACGCCAGUAGUUAAUGGAUGACGCUGCUAGCACAUAGCCUGCAGGACAGAUGAUGGUCUACCACAUGACUCCUCCUCAGUGAAGUACUUACUGUUCAGCAGCACCGCAGGUUAACACGUGUUCAUUUUCUAUUUAAAUUCAAACCUCUUAACUCAUCUCUCACUGGGUUGACUUUUCUUUUUAUUAUUAUUAACAUUGUUGAU